GCGAAGAUGUCUGAUGCGGAAGUAUCGGCCGAAGAAGGGAGUGUUUUGAGUGAAUAUUUGAUAUCGUUCGUUUCGUUCCUGACUCGAAUGACCAUUAAAUUGGGCAUUACAAUCGGUCUAAUCGCCUCGGUAGUCAUCACAUUCUACCAUCUCGGUCAGCUCGGAAAAGAUGCCAUCAAAGAACGAAAAUGCUAUCAGAAUAAUGGACUACCGCGGGCGGCUUAA
Anisakis simplex (herring worm) is the source of this 225-nucleotide messenger RNA. The record is from the annotation of a GenBank genome assembly. Lineage: Eukaryota; Metazoa; Nematoda; Chromadorea; Rhabditida; Anisakidae.